AUGAAGUCGUGCGACGCUUUGUCGGACGAUAGCAGCGAGUUUCACACUGCCCCUUCAACUCCGAUCGACGAACGUUCCUGCCCCAUCCUCGAGUCGCCUGCAAAGAUCGACCCCCAGGUCUCCGCCACCCAGACUCCUGCCGAUCAUCCCGCCGGUGACAACCUCAGCCGCAGUGCCGCCAUCGAAAGCAACUUUCGUGGUGAUUACAGUUGCCUCUUCUGGCUCGGCGGGAAUUUCUUCACUGCAGAGCCCGAGCAAAUCGAGUCUGAGUCCGAGCCCGAGACUUUGUUCGACUCCGACUCCGAAGAGUGCGCAGAGCUCAACCGUAGACAGCGCAUUGCGUACCUCAACGCCCAGUCAGCAGCUGGAACUGCCUACGGCCCCUACCACCCCAAUGGUAUCCGGGGGCACAGGGAGCGCAUCGAACACCAUGGGCGCUGGUCGCCUCAGCUCCCACCCCAUCUCCACCGGAACGGCUAUUCCAGCGACUCGGGCGACGAAAAUGGAUCCGACUCUGACGACAGCGGAUCUGGCAUCAUUGUCUGUGGAGACUCUCACAACCCUGGAGCUUGGGGCGAAGUGGGAGACGGACUCGGGAAUGGACGCGGACGUGUCGGAGAGCUGUGGGACGGACUCGGUUUGGAUGCCCCGGGCCUCGAACCGGUGGAGCGGCUGGGCAUCCGAGGACAGCCAGGAGUACGAGGCGGACGUGCGCGCGAUGGCUCUGGCGACGCCGUCUACCGAGGCGAGCUUCCAGGAGCCGAUGGUCGACAGGCUGAGGCGAGGCUGGGGCAGGGUGGUGCGGCCGCUCCGUCGCAUGGCCGCGGGCAUGAACGCCCUCGUCAGGGGUAUUCACCGAUGAGGUGGACGGACGUUCACGGCACGCCUGCCGGCUACGAGCGCCAGCCUACGCCCGGCCCGUCGAGGCAGCCUUACCACCCGGACGACUGUGACAUCUCUCGUCCCAUCGUUGUGGCGCCUACGCCCCGCGACCUCGUCCCCUCCUACCACCUCACCGAUGGCGGUGCGUCUCGCGCAUGGGAGAGGGAUCAGCAGCAAUACUCCCAAUCGGACGUCAACCUCAUGUACGGCUUGGGCCUCUUUCCCCCAACCCCUCCGACCAGGUACCCGCCUGCGGAGACCGAGGCACCGGCGCCUCCUCGUCCCCGCCGCCACCGGGUACACAGGAUCCUCAACGCCGUCAGGCGUCACGUCCGGCGCCUCGACCCGCACGACGCGCACAGCCGCGACAUUCUCCCCGCCGGCGCCGAGCUGCAGUACAAGCAGGACAUCCUAACCCGCAUGAUGAAGCGCGUCACGCUCGACGCUUACAGGCCGCACGACACCUCGCCGCAGACGGUCCAGCACGUCGAGAAGGAGUAUUGGGACAAAGUGGCUCGCGGCGAGAUGGGCAUCACGCGGCCCGAAUGCGUGCGUAACCGCGCGGACAUGGCCGAGUUUGCCCAUUACCUGAACCGCGUCGAGAACCGUAUCGACAUGUACGUCGAGCGCGGCCGCUACGACCCGCCGCCCGGGGGGAGCCGCUAUGAGCCCCCCUUUGAGGGUCGCCGGGACCCUCCUCCAGCCCGCACCAGAGCCCCGCCCCGUGCCCCAGUGCAGCACCCGGCCUUUAUCCCGCGCCAUCUACGUGCGCAGCAGGUUGGGACCGACUCAGAGGACAGCGACCUCGAGGCUAGCUGUUACGCGCGCCACUGA
Messenger RNA from Trichosporon asahii var. asahii CBS 2479, 1716 nucleotides. RefSeq lists its product as uncharacterized. The coding region runs from base 1 to 1716 and encodes 571 amino acids. The transcript has a single exon. NCBI's taxonomy places the organism in Eukaryota, Fungi, Basidiomycota, Tremellomycetes, Trichosporonales, Trichosporonaceae. The record is from RefSeq and is a predicted model, not a curated record.